AUGGCGUCGCUCGUGGCGGCCGCGGCCGCGCCGCGACCGCGCGGCGUCGGCGCGACGCGAGGCGACGCGCCGCGCGCGCGAGUCCGCGCGCGCGAGACGACGACGACGACGGCGACGAGCGGGGGGACGUCGUCGGCGGCGUUCUCGCCGCUCGCGCCGCGUCGCCGCGUCCGCCGCGACCGCCGCGUCGCCGCGCCGCCGCGCGCGAUGUACGACGACGGAGACGACGACGUUGGCGCGAGGUCGCUCGACGACUACGAGUUCGCGGACGACCUCGGCCUCCGAGGGCCGUACCGCGAGAGGAGAGCCUUCGACGCGGUGGAGUGGCACGCCAUGCCGCUGUCGCGCAGGUGCAAAGACGGCCUCGCGGUCGUGGAUCGCUCGGGGGUGUGGAUCGUCGGCACGACCAUCGGCGCGCUGAUCAUCUCGGUGAGCGAGACCCACCUCGCGGCCCGCGCGACGACGGACGGCUUCGCGCGCGACCGCUCCUUCCCUUUCCGCGCGGUGUUUCUGUUCGAGUUUAUCCUUCGCGCGUGGAGCGAGGGGUUCGAUCUGAACUACCUGCGGUCGCCCGUCGCGCUCGUGGACUUCGCCGCGGUGCUGCCGUCGCUCGAGCUGUUCAUCGGAGGCGGCGGCGGCGCGGCGGCGGCGGCGCUGCGCCCGCUGCGUCUCUUCCGACUCCUGCGUCUGCUGCGCCUCGUCGAGGCGAAAAACGGCGGGCUGAGCGGCGACGCCGACCGCAUGACGGAUAAGGUCACGAACGUCGCGGUGGAGUUUCUGUGCGUGUUUCUCCUCGCGGGAGAGCUCUUCUACGACCUGGAGUACGAGGUCAACGACAACAUCAGCGACGUCGGCGACGCGCUGUACUGGAGCUUUCUGACGCUGACGGGCAUCGGGCAGCCGUUCGAGGCGGUGACCGCCGCCGGGAGAGUGGCCACCGUGGGAAGCAUCCUCACCGCGCUCGUCGUCGUGCCGCUUCAGGCGCGUUCAUAUUUACACUGGUUCCCAUACGACCGCGUCGGCGCGGUGCACGCCGAUCCUUAA
Micromonas pusilla CCMP1545 is the source of this 1044-nucleotide messenger RNA. RefSeq lists its product as uncharacterized. The record is from RefSeq and is a predicted model, not a curated record. Gene Ontology annotation, molecular function: voltage-gated potassium channel activity. Gene Ontology annotation, cellular component: membrane. The transcript has 2 exons. The coding region runs from base 1 to 1044 and encodes 347 amino acids. Gene Ontology annotation, biological process: potassium ion transmembrane transport. Lineage: Eukaryota; Viridiplantae; Chlorophyta; Mamiellophyceae; Mamiellales; Mamiellaceae.